CUCGGCCCUUCCCGUGCUCCGCCGUUCUGCUCGCUCGUCGCCGGAUCGUCGGGUUGUGGUGGUGGUGGUGGUGGUGAUGAGGAUGAUGAUGAUGAUGAUGAUGAUGUGGAUGAUGAUGAUGGCGGAAGCGGAGCUGCGCUGACUCUCUCUCUUUCUCUCUCUCUCUCUCUUUCUUUCUCUCUUUUAAUUUAUUCUCGUUAUUCGUCUGUCGGUGGAAAGCCGUCGACCGAACGGGCCGCGCGUGUCUGUCUGUCUGUCUGUCUCUCUCUCUCUCUCUCUGUCUGUCUGUCUGUCUCCCACUCCGUGUCGGUAAAUGGGGAACGAGGCGAGCCUCGAGGGAGAGUCUGGCCAGCCGGGAGCCGCUUCCGCUUCAGCACCGCCGCGCGCUGGACAGCUCAGCGAGCCGAGCACCGGAGCGCGCGCUGCACCCGGGCCGGGACCGAACAGCACCCAAGGCAAACCCACGCACACAGACCCCAGUAAUGGGCCCAAGCCGGGGGGGUCGGUCGGCGGCGGCCCCGAUCAGAGCCAGUCUCCCCGUAAGAGCCCUCAAGGGGACGCGGGCGGCCCUAAAUCGCCCUACUCUGUGCCGCAGAUUGCCCCAAUGCCCAGCAGUAAGCUGUGCCCGGUGUGUAAAACAGCCGACCUGACGGGCGUCACAGACGGACAGCCGAACUGCAACACGUGCACGCAGUGUCGCGCCACAGUGUGUAACCAGUGCGGCUUCAACCCCAACCCACACCUCACAGAGGUGCAGGAAUGGCUGUGUCUGAACUGCCAGAUGCAAAGAGCAUUAGGAAUGGACAUGGACACUCCACGAUCCAAGAGUCAGCAGCAGAUCCAUUCUCCGCAGCAGCCCACCAAAGCCCAACCUCGAACGGCGCCCCAAACUCCAUCUUCAACCCAACCCAAACCUUUCCCUCCAUCCCAGAAUGAACCAAAAUCUCAAUCUCAACCAUCCACCCCCCUGAAAACCCAAACCCAAACCCAAGCAAAACCUCAACCCCAACCCACUCCAUCAACCCAGUCCCAAGGGAAACCUCAACCCCAACCCACUCCAUCAACCCAGUCCCAAGCAAAACCUCAAUCCCAACCCUCUCCAUCAACCCAGUCUCAAGCAAAACCUCAAUCCCAACCCUCUCCAUCAACCCAAACCCAAGCAAAACCUCAACCCCAGACUACUCCAUCAGCCCAAACCCAAGCCAAACCUCAAUCCCAACCUCCGACACCUUCGCAGACUCAACCAAAACUUCCAUCCACCCCUCAGACUCAACGAAAAUCUCAAUCACAGCCUGCGACUCCGACCAAAUCUCAACCGAAUCCUCCUCCAUCGGAGCAGCCGUUUGGCAAGCUCUUUGGAUUUGGCGCAUCCCUGCUGAACCAGGCCAGCAGUCUGAUAUCGGUCGACCAGCCUCAGCCUCAGUCUCAGCCUCAGACACCUCAGAAGGCUCCAACACCAACUCCAAAGCCUGGAGCCCAACCCGGACCCCCUCCUGGACCCCAACCUGGAGCACCAUCUCAGCAGCAGAAGAGUAGACCAAAAGUGUGCUGCCUGCUGUGCAAGACCGAGCUAAACGUUGGUGUGCCUACAGAACCUCCCAAUUACAACCACUGUACCCAGUGCCACUCCCAGGUCUGCAACAUGUGUGGCUUCAACCCCACACCGCAUCUCACUGAGAAGAAAGAAUGGCUCUGCUUGACCUGCCAGACCCAAAGAGCCAUUUCAGGGGAUUUAGGGGACGGGCCAUCUCCUGUUCCUCAGCCGAUGGGAUCUCCACGAGUGCCGGGUCCGAGCACCCAACAGCAGGCCCAACUGAGGCCACCCAGUCAGCAGGCAGGGGUGAGGCAUGCCGGUCCUCAGCAGCAAAAAACACCUGGUGCCCAAGUAAGUGGUCCUCUCCCUUCUACCAAACAAGGAACACCACAGAGCAAGGGUCCCACUCAAGUGUCUCCUGCCAAGACAGCCCCUACCCAACCUGCGAGCAAAAGCAAGGCAGAAACUCGCAAACAAGAGCAAGGCAUUAGCAAGAAACAAGCAGUGUCCAAAACUGAGAAAGAAGGUGACAUGAAAGUGUUCCUUAAGAAAGGAACACAGGAAGUUAAAGACCAGAAGAAAUGUAGUGACUCGCAGAAAUCUAAACACCAUGACGAUUCCAACAAGUCCAGUACGCAGAGUCUGAGUGACACGGGCUACUCCUCCGAUGGCAUAUCUGGCUCCCAGAGUGAGAUCACUGGGCUCAUCCGAGAGGAAGGAAUUAAACUCAGUGAAGGAGGCUUGUCUACCCAACGCAGUCCUCCCAGCCCCUCUGAAAUAAAAAAACUUGAAAGUUCUAUGCGACCUCUGUUGCAGUCAGAGACAGCCUCUGAAAUUGAUAAGCAGAGACCACAGUCUCUUACCAUAACACAAGACCAGUUUGAUUCCGAUGGGGAAGUAUCCGAUGACCUUAGUUGCAAAUUACGUCAUGACUAUGUGGAGGAUAGCAGUGAAAGUGGCCUGUCUCCUUUACCAACCAGACAGAAGUUGCAGAAGGACCUAACAGAUGAGGAGUUUAUGAGAAGACAAAUUUUGGAAAUGAGUGCAGAUGAGGAAGAAAUGGUAGAGACUGAAGGGCAAGUAAAAAUCAAAAAGAGUCAUAAACACAGUGGUGAUUUGGGAAAAGAGAGGCGACGCCUUACACAGCAAUCUAACAGUUUUGAGGAUGACACUAAAAGUAAUGAUGGUGCAUACAAGUCCAGUGACACAGACGAAAUGAUGGGUUCACAAGGAGGCCUAAGACGAUUUAAGACUAUAGAACUGAACAAUACUAACAGUUAUAAUCGUGAUUUGGAACUUAGCACAGAGCAUGAUCUUAGGGAACCUGAGCUUGAGAUGGAAAGCCUGACUGGAUCACCUGAAGAAAGGUCAAGGGGAGAGUAUUCCUCAACCCUUCCUGCUACCACACCUAGCUAUACAUCUGGCACCUCUCCUACCUCUGUGUCAUCACUGGAGGAUGACAGUGAUAGUAGUCCUAGCAGAAGGCAAAGGCUAGAGGAGGUUAAACAGCAGAGGAAAGCAAGACAUCGAUCCCAUGGCCCACUCUUACCAACAAUAGAAGACUCAUCUGAAGAAGAUGAACUGAGGGAAGAGGAAGAGCUGUUAAGAGAACAAGAGAAGAUGAGAGACUUGGAACAGCAAAGGAUUCGAAGCACAGCCAGGAAAACAAAAAGGGAUAAGGAGGAACUCAGGGCACAGAGACGCAGAGAGAGGUCAAAGACUCCCCCCAGCAACCUGUCACCAAUUGAGGAUGCUUCCCCAACAGAGGAGCUUCGACAAGCAGCUGAAAUGGAAGAACUUCACAGAUCAUCCUGUUCAGAAUACUCUCCCUCUAUGGACUCAGAGGCAGAAGGAUUUGAAGUUGGCUCUAAACUUUAUAAGUCUGGCAGUGAAUACAAUCUUCCAAAUUUUAUGUCUCUGUAUUCGCCUACAGAAAAAACAUCUGCUGUGUCACCAUCUGCUGUACACAAAUCAUUAAAAAGCGCUGAGGAGGUUUAUGAGGAAAUGAUGAGAAAGGCAGAGAUGAUGCAAAAACAGCAGGGACAACCAGGAAAACAAGGGCAGCAAGGGGCCUCCCAUUUAGCAAAUAAUCAGCACUUAAGAACAGGGUCAACAUCUUUGAGUCCAGGCACAAGUCCCACACAGAUGUCAGCACCUGUAUCAUUUUCAGAAAGUAGCACUAGUGGAAAGGAGACAGCCAGCCUUAAUGAUACACAACAAAAUCAGGCCAAGAUACCUACCCAGACCUCCAAAAUUUCACAGUCUCAGCCACAAGUGCGUCAGCCUGACCCCGGACAGCAACAAGUAAGACCUGUCCAGGGUCAAGGUGCUGACUCAACUACACUAACCUCUAAGUUGUAUGCUCCUUUCAAGGGUCCCAGUCCUACUACAUCCCCUUCUUCCUCUCCUACACAAAGUCCAACUCCUGCAAAAGCUCAUGGUCACACAUCAUCUGUACCAUCUACUCCCCAAGGCUCCCCCAUUCCUCAAAGAACUGGGGCCCCUCGUCUUGCGAGACAACAGUCCUCCCAAGAUACACCAGUCAUGGUGAUAACACUAGGAUCAGGCACUACUACUCAGCCCCCAAAACCAAUAACUGUAAAUUCUUCUACAUCCCCUCUCUCUUCUCCAACAAGUAGCCAGCAACAGCCAAUUUUUCGGACCCAGGCUCCAGUAACAAGUUCUCCUACAUCACCACAAAUGUCUCAGCUCACCUAUCAGAGAGGACAAGCAGCUGAAAGAGUCACUACUGGGUCAAGCACUCCUUCCUGUGCAGUUUCUCAAAGCCAGAGAUCUGAAAACAUAUCAGUGUGUAAAAUAUCCAAUGUUCCAGGAACCUCUAAGGUUAUUGAGCAAGGGACAGUGACCCAAAGUGGAAAUGUAGUUGAUCUUAGAGCAGUGAAGCCUGCUCCAAUUAUCAUGACAGACCAUGGUAUGGAUCUAACAUCUGUGUCAUCUGACACACGAAGGUACUCGGUUGAUGCAGACCACCCCCCAAGUCGUCAUACAGCAGUCCAACCUCUAAUUAUGAACCUAAAUGCACAGGCACAACCUUACGUGACAACAUCCACACCAACAACAGUUAGUGUUACUGUGGCAGCUUCUAUGUUCAUAUCACAGCCUAAACACCCGAUGGUUUAUGGAGAUCCACUGCAGAAUCGAGUUGACUUUGGUCAAGGUGCUGGAUCAGCUGUUUGUCUUUCUCAACCAAGACCACCAAUAACAGAUCCAUCAAUUCCAAAGAUAGAUGCAUGUCUGGAAGAUCUUGGUAUCCAACAACAGCAGCUUCAAAAGCAACAACAGAAGCUCCAACAGCAACAAGAGCUCCUUGAACAACAGCUCCAACAGCACCAACAAAAUACAGCUUCUUUUGCUCGUUACAACUUAGCAAACCAAGUGCAACCAAUAUUGUUAAAGAAAGACUUAGUGGUCUGCCAGACCAGUGGUGGAACCACGCAAACAGUGGUUAGUGCCAUUCCCAAAGUAUCCCCACUUCCACCACAGCCCUUAACAAGCUCUGUAUCUCCUACCCCUACAAUUGGCCAUGACAUAUAUGGUGGGGUUGCUCUGGAACUAAAAAAUAAGCCCACUGUAGCUAACCUCUCAACGGGAAAGCCUCAUGUAAUGAUGGUACAGUUAGAUGAGAGUAGUUCAUCACAAGGGGGUACAGUUACCCAAAUAGUUAAAAAGGAAGAGCCACCUCCAGCACCAGAAGUUCUUGAUCUCACUGGACAGAUCAAGUCAGAGAACCAAGUGGCCUGCUGUGAUGUUGUCUACCAGUUGCCUUUUGCUGGUAGCUGUUCAGGUCCUUUUGGUCAGAGAGGCAAAACAGCUAUUUCAGAGCCAAAUCCUUCUGCUGAUUCUACCCCAGCCCCUCAUCAGCAAACUCAGCUAGAAAAAGAUGGUUACCAGCCAGUAAAUAUGCAAGGAGUAUCAGAGGAGCACAAACCUUUCACCAUGCCUCCACCUGGACGACUUCCACCAUCAAUGUCGGAUACAAAUCUUGCAGAAUCAGGACUUCAGUACUAUCAAAGGACAGAUCCCGGGGACCUAGCAGUGGAUUUAAGCUCUAUGAAACAAGCAUAUGAAGCAGGAUAUCUUGGAAUGGGUGCCCAAUAUGGAUCCUACACUGAUUUGCGUCAUCAAGGAGAUGUUUCAACCCCACCGUUACCUCUGCGUAGAUAUGGCUCAUUGUCCAAUAUCAGUGGAGACUUUGGCUAUCAUUCUCGUGACCUGGCAGGAGCUCAAGAACCAAAUCUUGCACAGUACAGUGCCACCACUGCCAGAGAAAUUAGCAGAAUGUGUGCUGCCCUUAACUCUAUGGAUCAGUUUGGAAAUCGUUAUACAAACAGCCCAGAUCUUCUUCAAUAUGGUGCUGGAAGAGGAGGCCCACUAGGAAGGCUUGGCCUUCAACAAGGUCUAACAUCUCUCAGAGCAAACCUCCUUUAUGGCCCAGAUGGGAGGCCCACUGCACAUGGACAAGCACUUACAAAUCUAAUCAAUGCUAGACAGGCUAGCCUGCGGGCCUUAUAUCCUCCUGCAUUGAGGACUGCUGAUGGCAUGAUAUACUCUACUAUAAACACUCCUAUAGCUUCCACUUUACCAAUCACAACCCAACCUGCUCCUGUAUUAAAUUCUAUGCUAAGAGGAGUCUAUAGGCCUUAUCCUCCAGGCAGUGUGACAGCUGUUCCUCUUGCCAGCCUUAGUAGAUUGCCUCAUGUCACUCCAAGGAUGCCUCUCUCUACACAGGGACCUUACAGAUACCCUGCUCCAACCCAUUUCCCAGCCACUGCCCCAGAUUCUAUUUCAGGGAGUGUGCCAACUACAAGUACCUCCCAAGAAACUCCUGUCUAUUUUGGUAGGCCUACAGUACCUGGCACAAUCACAUCGACUACAACUAGUGCUAUACCACCCCAACCAACUAUUUUAAACCAACAGACUUCUCAGGGUCAUAUUCCAGCAGAUGCUACCACAGUCCUUCCUCCCUCUCAAAGUCAAAUUCAGCAGCAAAUACAGGCACAAACCCAGACUCAAGCAUUAACCAAAAGUAAAGAUUUGUCCUACACUCAAGGACUGUCACUUUCUCAGACACAGGCCCACUUAUCAGUGCCACAAUCACAGCCACAUGCAGCUACGAGAGUAUUGCCAGAUACAGCAGUUAGUGGUAUCAUUGACACAUCUACAGACAAAGAAAAGGAGAAAGAGGAAGACCGUUUACGACAGCAACAAGAGCAGCUACUGCAACUGGAGAGAGAGCGCAUUGAGUUAGAGAAGCUUCGUCAGUUGCGACUUCAAGAAGAGUUGGAGAGGGAUCGCUUAGAGCUACAGAGGCACAGGGAGAAAGAACAACUUCUUGUGCAGCGUGAGAUCCAAGAACUGCAGAACAUCAAGCAGCAGGUCCUCCAGCAACAGCAGGUUGAAAGAGAAACUCAAUUGGUAAUACAGAGAGAGCAGCUGGCCCAGCAGAGGAUGCAACUAGACCAAAUUCAGGCUCUGCAACAGCAACUCCAGCUGCAGCUUGAAGAGCAGAAGAGGCAAAAGACAGCAGCCGUUGAAGCAGUGGCAGCAGUGGCAGCAGCAGAGGCAGCUGCUGCUUCUGCAGCUGCUGCUGCAGCAGCCACGACUGCUCAAGGUGCCAUUAAUGGAAUGGUGGUUGGUGGAGCCCCUCAAGCAAUCUCCAUCAUCUGUGAUCAGAGUGGAAGGGUUAUUCCACAAGAUGGCCAGAGUUUGCAAUUUUUACCUUGCAUGGAUGGGCAGAUGGUUCAAGCACUGGUUUCCACAAGACCUAUGCCCAGCUCAGCCUCUGAAAUGUCCCUGAGGAACAGUGAUGACCAGGGAAGUAGCCAUAUUAUAAAGAAACAGAAUUCAAUGCCCCGCUUGAGGAAUGGCACUGAGGAAGAACCUGUGAAAAGGAUUGCGGAUAGCAGUGUCCAAACUGAUGAUGAAGAUGCAGAGGAUCGGUUUAUGUCACGGCGCAGAAGGACCAGGCGUAUUGCUGACUGUAGUGUCCAGACAGAUGAGGAGGACCAGGGGGAGUGGGACAGCCAGCCAGUGCGCCGUCGACGGUCAAGGUACUCCAAACACUCUGAAUCGAGUGCGGAAAGUAAAAUCGAUGCAUCUAAAGUGACCUCCAGCAUAGCUAUCCAGACCACCAGUGAUUCCUCAUGUCAAACUGAAUCAGAUCAGCUGGGCAGAGUCUCACCAGCCAUUCACAUCACCAUGGCUGAGACAUCAAAGGUUGAACUGCUUCACUACAUCUCUGCACCAGAGAGAACACACAAGGGAGAGAGUUUAGCCUGCCAGACUGACCCAGAAGCACAGUCUCAAGGAGUGGUUGUUCCUCAGCUCAGUGUUCCCACCACAGUCAGCCCCUACUCCACCAGUUUACAGGUAGUUGGUGCCACAUCAGCCAAGUUUGAAAGAAGGAAACCAGACCCACUAGACAUUGGGCUGCAAGCACAGCAACAAAUUGAUACACGUCCACCCAAAUCCCCACAAGUGUUGUACUCCCCUGUGUCUCCCCUGUCCCCCCACCGCAUGCUGGAGACAACCUUUGCCUCCAGUGAGAAGCUCAACAGGGCACAUGUCACACCCCAGCAAAAGGCCUUCACUACUGAAUCACCCAAGAAGCAUCAAACAAUUCCAAGGCCAAUAAAAAGUGUUCAGCGCUCCAUGUCAGAUCCCAAACCCCUCAGCCCAACUUCAGAGGACCCAUCUAAGACCAAAUUCUCACUGUACCAGAGUCAAAACUCUUCAGGCAGUCAACUGCAGAACUCGAUGAUGAGGAAAGUGAAACGGACCCUCCCCAGCCCCCCUCCAGAUGAGACGCCGCUCCCCAUUGUAACCCCUGCAAUGACCCACAUGUACAGCUCCCCUGGAAUGCCCCAGAGAGUAUUGCCCCGUCCAGUACAAGGUGUCACCAAGGCGGGUCUUCUGAGUGAACUGAAAGCUGUCGAACAAGAGUCUUCCAAGCUACGUAAACAGCAAGCAGAACUUGAGGAAGAAGAGAAAGAGAUUGAUGCUAAGUUACGCUGUUUGGAACUAGGCAUUACCCAGCGCAAGGAAACCAUGGUAAAAGAAAGAGAGAGGAGAGAGCUGGCCUACCUGCGAGGCAUUGGGGACGCACGGGACUACAUGUCAGACAGUGAACUCAACAACCUUAGAUUAACUGGAGUACCAGCAGGGACCUAUGAAGUGAAUGGACUGUUGUCGAGACCAAGCACAGCACCUCUUAGCCAAUUUACUUCUGAUCCAAAUGUGACUUCUCAGUACCCACCCACCUCCUCUUAUGUCCCAUAUCCAUUUCCACAGAGCCAACCUGCACCAACGCAGCCACCGACUGCAGCCUAUCAGCAGAUUGGAUUUCAAGCACCACAGUAUCCAACACCAUCCCAGCCUCAACCAGGCACCUUUCAGCCACACCCUUCUCAACCCUCAUCCUAUCAAACACAAGGAGCCUACCAGAGCCAUGGGUAUGCCCAGUCAUAUCAGCCAGAUCUAGGCCUGCAGCAGCCCAGCCACCAAAGCUUUCAGCCUCCUGCAGCUCAUUUGCCUGGACAGACAUUACCGUAUCCUGGCCAAAGUCUGCCCUUCCAGCCCCAAGCUGAUAUCCUUUCUGGACAUCAGCUGCCACGACAUACAUCACUGGCUGAUCUUGAACAGAAACUGCCAACUAAUUACGAAAUAAUUACUAAUCCUGCAGUGUCAGUAGCCACCUCGGCUCAGGAAACUGGCUUUAGUGGUGCCUAUUCUUCACCAUUGACAAAUGCUUAUGGGCCAUAUCGUACCCCUGACCAAACAAUGACAGACCGCAUACCAAGUCCUACAUCUGGGUAUGGCACAGAUGGUCUCUAUACGACAAAUCUAGAACAAAAUAUACCGAGAAACUAUGUAAUGAUAGAUGAUAUAAGUGAACUGACAAAGGAGAACAUGGGAUCAUCUGAUGCUUCAAGGACAGGUUAUGGGAGUGAGAAUGGUCCACGGGGGAUGGGUUAUGGAGAUGGGUCUGAAGAGCUAUAUGGAAGAGCUGGCAGCACCACCAGUUACCACCAUCAGGGUGCUGUGGACAGUCAUGGCCGUCCUAGCACAACUGUGAGUGGUGGAUCUUCCUAUUACUAUGAUGACUAUAAGCAUUCAUCUCGCAGUAGUUCUGGAAUGGGCAGCCAGAAGCAUUCCUCUAAGAACGUGGCACCAGCUGCUGUGUCCUCCAAGCGUAGUAAACACAGGAAGCAAGGCAUGGAGCAGAAGAUUUCCAAAUUCUCCCCUAUUGAAGAGGCACGAGACGUAGAAUCUGACUUGGCCUCCUACACAAUGACAACACCAUCAGGUGGAAGCUGUACCAUGGUUUCUAGAUCAGGGGUAAAAAAGAAUGUCUAUGAUCAACAGAAGUACUAUGGCUCGAGAGAAGGCUUGGAUGAAGAUGAUCGUCUGUACAGCUCUGGAAGGUCAAGGUCCACAGGCUAUGGCAUGGAUAAAAUCUCCUCCAGAGACUCAGGAGGGUACAGAAGUAAAUCAUAUGAGAGAGACGCCAUGGAGCGAUCUCAGAGGGGUACUCAUAGCCGCAGUGGACGUUCCACCAUGCGUACUCAGAACUCAGAGGAAGAGAGUCCACUGAGCCCAGUGGGGAAACCUGUGGGUAUGGGACGUGUCUCAGACCCACAUGAUGUUAGAAACCAGUAUGGCUCCAGCCAUUCCCUUCCUGAUGUUCAGGACCAUCACACAAGGGAUAUGCCUAAGAGCCAUGCCUACAAGCCAGAUGACCCGUACCUAGUGGAUGAUAUGCAUUGUGCUGUUUCAGACAGCGAAGCAUACCAUUUAGGACAGGAGGAAACAGACUGGUUUGAGAAACCACGGGAGGCCACUUCUGAUCGUUCCAGACAUCAUGGGAGUGGAAGCCACUCUUCUUCAGGUAAGAGAGGCCAUGUCAAGCACACCUACCAUGAUUAUGAUGAACCCCCUGAGGAAGACUUGUGGCCACAAGAUGAAUACAGCCACCAACGCCAUUCCUCUUCCACCUCAUCCCGAGAACAUCGGCAUCAUGUUAGUAGCUCAGGACGUCACUCAUCGUCCCGACAUUCCUCUGAAGAAUCUAGAUCCUCCCGUUCUUCAAGAUCACAUCCUAAGGACCCAUCAGCUCGCUCUGAAGGGCGCAGCACUUCAUCCACUUCGCAUAAAAGAUCCUCAGAACCCCGAUCUUCACAGUCAGGGUACCGGGAUUCUGGUGAGUACUCCCGUGACCCUGUAUCUGGACAUCAUCAUAGCUCUAGUGGUCAGCGGGGGCAAAGGCAGUCUGGUGCUUCCAGACGGCAAGACUCUCCUUCGUCCAAGCAACAGCAGCAACAGCAGCCGCAACAAGGUUCUGUAGGUCAACAGCAACAAGGUUCUGUAGGUCAACAGCAACAAGGUUCUGUAGGUCAGCAGCAACAAGGUUCCAUAGGUCAACAGCUACCGCCACAGCAAGGACAGCAAAGGUCCACAAUACAGCCGACAGCUGGCAGGCAGCCUGGAUCUCAGCAGCCUGAAACUGGGCAGCAGGGGCAACAGACCAGCCAGCAACCUCGUACUCAGCAGCAGCAGUCACAACCACAGCCUGCACAACAGCCAGCAACAACCACAGCAGGUGUGACUCAGCCCACAGCUGUGGCUACUGGUAUUGGAGCUGGGGCCGCUCAACAGCAACAAGCUAAGCCAGGCCAGGCUCCAGCAUCAGGACAACCACUGGCUGCAGCAGCAACCACAGCUCAGCCUACUACUGCUGGGGGAGGACAGACGAAACCUGACGCUGCUCCUGUUGCACCAACUCCCGCAGUUGCUAUCGGGUCUAAAGCUGCGCCCCAGCCUGCUAAAGCCCCUAUGACCCCAGCCACAGGCAUUGGGUCAAAAGCAGCUCCCCGGCCAGGUGGCAUAGGCAGCGCGGCCCAGCCAACACAGCAACCCAUGGAGAGUGAAAACGUUUUCAGCAAAAUCCUGCCGGGUGGCGCCGCUGAACAAGCAGGAAAACUAGGAGACGCCGUGUCUGCUAUCGGCAAGAAGUUUACGUCGUUUUGGUGAGCUGCUAUCUGGAGGGGUUGUGGCUUGUGGCUGAGCAGAGGCUUGUUACUGGAAAAAAAUUGGAAACUGUUUCUGCCAUCUUACCCAUUAAUCUGUGGAUGGAGGACACCUGAGAACUGGUGGAUGAUCUGGCCUGGGAAGAGGGAUGAAGAUCCAGAGAGCGUCCUGUCUGAGCGUCCUGUCCGACAGCUCGGCCUGAGCCACCAUCAUCUCAGAUGAGACGCUCCACUCCACUGCACGAGGAUUAUGGAGAUGUCUCCUGAAUAUUCACUUUUACCUAAUCGUGAUCAUUCUGUAAACCUGUGCUCAGGUGUCCUCUUCUCUCUCUACCUGUCUCUCUCUCUCAGUCUCUCUCUCUUACUCACACACACACACACACUUUAGUGAUGACAGAAGCAGUUCUUGAAGCUUUUUCCAGUCCCAAUCCUGAAUCGGAGACUUUCUGAGACUGAUCGUUCCCCCACCGAGUGGACAUUUUCACUAAGGCGAUGAUUGACCUUUGAAUGUUUUUUGUUUUUUUUUUCUUUUCGUUCUGUCUUUCUUUCUGUAAUCUGUUUGUUAUGUGCACUUGAAUGCAAUCGUGUAAAGUGUUGUACAUGCGACUGCGCGCAUGGAAGUAGAUGUCUUAUAUAUAAACCCAUAAACACUCACAUCUUCUCAUGAUCUCCAAGGAGGAGGAAGAGGAGGAGGAAGAAGAAGAGGAGGAGGAAGAGUAAGAGGAGGAAGAGGAGGACGAAGAGGAGGGGGGAGAUGAGGAAGAGGAGGUGAUGGCGCUGUGACGAGUUCAGAGCUCAGCGCUGACAUUACAGCCUUCCCGUCGCUCUUUCAGCCAUGAUCACGCCAUCGCUAGUCGAUCGCACACAGAACCCCAGAUCUCUUCAUCAGUUAUUAACACCCUCAUGAUCUUAUUAUUAUUAUAUUUUUCAUUUCUUUUUCAUUUCAUGUUUUGUUGGCCUGAUUUUCUUUGCGAUUAAGAGCCUUAUCCAUUUUUUCACAUACCUCAUGAUUGUUUUUUUUAAAGAAUCAUCCUUUUAUUUUUUGCACAGCUGUAUUCUACUGUACAGAGACACGUCUUUAUGGAAAGAUAUUGUAAAUCACUGGAGUAUUUAUGGAUUUUUAUUUAUAUGUGUUUGAAAUUUGUUUAUUUAUACUACAUUGUUUUUUGGUGUGUUUCCUUAAUUAUUAAUUUAUUAUUGUUUUAUUAUUUGGAGGUUGAUUUCCUCAGAGCAAUAGCAUGCACAUUGUUAUAGAGCACAAUGAUUUCCUCGUCAAACUCAGUCCCUUGAUUAUUAAAUCAUGACACGUGUGGAUGGAUCGUCUGCAAGCACUGAACAUUUCUCUCUCUCUCUCUCUCUCUGUCUCUCUCUCUCUCUCACACACACGCACACACACACUGAUAUGUAUAAUCAAAUCCAAAAUCGCCGUCUUGAGUUUCCAUUUCAGAUUCUCUAUGCAAUGAUCCAUUCCGAUCGUCAUUGCCGCAUUUCCACGCAGAUGUCACGUCACCUGCGAAUACGGUUUUGAACUCGUUUGUAUUUAUCUUCUUGUAUGUAUUGAGAUUAUUAUUGAAAUUUUUGAAUGUUCUAUAUAUAUAUAUUUUUUAAUUUAGUCGCAUGUUAAUUAUCGCCCCUCGUUUUUUGGGGACUCUGUUGCCAAAGGGUUAGUCUGUCUUGGACGUCCACCAUCUUGUUGCUUGAAGCAUGGUUCUGCGUUCUGCCUGCUCGUGUGUAGUAAACUCCUCCCGUCUGCGCGUUUCGCUGUGAUCUGGCAACCCGCUUCACUCAUGCGCUCAUUAUGACGUCUCCGAACACACGUCAUCCGUUAAAACUCCGCCUUCUUCCGUCAUCCAAUCAGUGCAGAGUUUGCAGGUUGAUCAUUGAUUGUACAGAUAUCCAGGAUGUCGAAGCUGUAGUGCACUACAUAGGGAGCGUGGAGGUGUUUGUUGAGUCCUCAAUCCUACUAUUACUGAAUCCGAAAAGACUUCCUAUUCGACAAUGAAUCGAUCACUAAAAGCCUGAGUACACUUUGUAGGGAGUAGAGAAGUGUACGCUAGCUAAAUCUCAAAAGGCUCCCUAUUUGUAAAAAUCCUAGUGCACAACGAAGAGAAGAGUCGUUUAGGGUUAAGGCAGUAUUCCAUAUUGUCAUUGCAAUAGCAGCUGAAUUCAAAUAUUUGCAAAAACCCUAAUGCACUACUUAUGAAGGUGUGAGGCAUUUGGGAUUGAGCCCUUGUGUUAGGUCUUCAAGCCAGUCAUACAUUAAAUCCCUAUUUAGCACCAGAUUGUAGUUUGUAGAUUAUAAGUGCCCUAGUGUAGUAUGUAGGGAAAAGGGAGGCUUUUGGGAUUGAGCCUGGAUCUCAUCUCCUCAUGGCUACACUACCUGAAUCCCAAAAAGCUUCAUAGUGGACUUUAGACUGAUUAUAAAAGCCCUAAUUCACUACAUUUAGGCAUUUAGGAUUGAGGCUGUACAUCAUAUCUAAAAUCCCAGAUAUCCCCCUGUUCGUUUCUAGAUUUGUAGUGCACUACAUAAAAGACAUUUAUAUUGUAACUGAUGCCAUACACAGGCUCUGUUCCAAAAUCCUCCCUACUUGUUGCAUAGUGCACUCAGGCGUUUAUAACCAAACUAGCAUGAAAGACACACAGGCUCAAUCGCAGACUCCGACUCCUGCCGCGCGCUAGGGCUGUUUCCGCUGGCUAGUGCGCACUACCGAGGGGAAAGAGAGGAAUUUGGGACGCAUACGCUAGCCAAAAGGCUUCCUGUUUGACAGUAAAUUGUAGAUAACUGGGUGGUAUUUGGGAUGGAGCUUUGAAAAUCUUUCAUUUUAUUUUUUGAACAGUGAUUGUCAAAAUUGUGGGAAUGUUUUACAUCAUCAUUACCGUGGAGAUGCUCAAUAACGAGUGCAUGAGCCAGAGCGCUUUGUCACAGAAAAAAAGUGAACACGGAGAGAGAUAAACAUGCAUGACACACAUGCACACACACACACACACACACACACACACUGUAAAUACACAUGAUUUUGUACAGCGUUUAAAUAUCAUGAGUGUAAAGGACGGCCGUCUUGUGCAUCCUCACGCCGGCCUCGCUGCCAACCUUUUGUGCUUUUUGUGUAUAAAAAGGAUGAUGAUGAUGAUGAUGAUUGUUAUUAUGAUUAUUAUUAUGAUUAUGAUUAUUAUUGUUAUUAUUAUGACAAAAUUAAGCAUCGUAUAUGUGGCUGGCUCUCAAUGACUGUUGAUAUUGAAACAGUGAAAAAAAAUCUGCUCUGUGUAGAAUCUCCAUAUCGUGUAAAAAAAAAAAAGAAAAAAAAAGAUAAAUAUCAAAAGUGGCAAAAAGUUGUCUUGACUUCCAUUGUUACUAACUGUACUGGAAGAUAUUAAAGUGGGCAUGUGACUAUUUCCACACAACACAACUCCAAUUGGAUCGAAAAAAAGGAAUAAAAUAUACAUAAAAUAAAAAAAAAGAACAAGCAAAAGUUUCACUCAGCGUCGUAAGUGCGAUGGGCCGAGUGUGAGUCCAGUAUCCAUUGUGAAACUUUGUGUUCUUUUCAAUGUAUUCCUGUUCAGAGAUAGAGUACACACUGGUGCAUCAUGUCAUGUAAUGUGAUUAUGAAAAAUAAUGGACCUGCAAUUCGUUUCCAAACUGGAACAGAAUAAAGAGAAACAUGAGAAAAAAAUGUUUUUA
Molecule: messenger RNA, 15259 nt
Organism: Pangasianodon hypophthalmus (striped catfish)
Lineage: Eukaryota; Metazoa; Chordata; Actinopteri; Siluriformes; Pangasiidae
Gene: bsnb
Product: bassoon (presynaptic cytomatrix protein) b
Exons: 12
Coding region: 314-11584 (3756 amino acids)
Biological process (GO): presynaptic active zone assembly; protein localization to synapse
Cellular component (GO): axon; glutamatergic synapse; cytoskeleton of presynaptic active zone
Molecular function (GO): structural constituent of presynaptic active zone; metal ion binding
Source: RefSeq, a predicted model, not a curated record